GUCCUUGGAGACAGAUCACGUUUAUUCGACACAAGUUCACAUUAAACCAACACCCGAUAGCCAUUUUGGGUCUGCCGUAUCACAGAUCCCGCUUCUGAUCCCCGAUCACGACGCACAACACCGUCGAGGAGCACGAUUGGAGCAGGCGGUUGGAGAGCAUGCGCAAGGACAUGGAGUGUUGCUUUGGCAGAGUCAAGGGGCGCUGGAGGCUUUUCGGUGGUGACAUCUUGUUCUCCACACGACAGAAGGUUGACAACGCGUGGUUCACCGCGUGCAUCCUCCACAACAUGCUCCACAGCUUCAACCGCCUCGACGAGAUGGAGGAGGACGCCGAUUGGGUGGGGUCGGCAGGGGGGUUGGGGGAGGCGACGGCAGUGGCGGCGGCCAUGGACGUGGACGAGGAAAGCGAGACUCCGACUUGCGGCUUCGAAGAGUUUCGCAGGAAGCUCAUCGCGCACUUCACGUGCGCGUGGGGGAAGGAGAUUUUGUGGUUUAAGAGGGCGGAGGUUAAGAAUAUACGUGGUGCAUGUAGUCGGCAAGGUAUGGGUGGGGGAGUUGUUGUUGUUUUUUUGGCGUGAAUGGGCAAACCCUGUAAUAUGUCUGUGUUGUGUGUUUUUUUUUGGCGUGCGUCUGAUAGGGUGAGGGCGUGAUUGCAUCUGUCACUAGUAU
Messenger RNA from Ectocarpus sp. CCAP 1310/34, 669 nucleotides. Lineage: Eukaryota; Phaeophyceae; Ectocarpales; Ectocarpaceae. The record is from the annotation of a GenBank genome assembly.